Molecule: messenger RNA, 2866 nt
Organism: Galleria mellonella (greater wax moth)
Lineage: Eukaryota; Metazoa; Arthropoda; Insecta; Lepidoptera; Pyralidae
Product: proton-coupled amino acid transporter-like protein CG1139
Exons: 8
Coding region: 125-1462 (445 amino acids)
Biological process (GO): amino acid transmembrane transport
Cellular component (GO): vacuolar membrane
Molecular function (GO): amino acid transmembrane transporter activity
Source: RefSeq, a predicted model, not a curated record
CUUGUAAUUUGUUAAUUAUGGUGAUUGUAUAUUAAAGAUAACAUUUUUUAUUGCCUGUAGUUCCUGAAAAGGAAACUGUCUAAAGAAACUUUCAUAGAGCAAUAUUAAACAAAAAAUUGCAAAAAUGUUCAUUUACAAGUUUAUGGCUGGUGUGGUCGAGACCUUUACAGGCGGUGCUGAAGAGGAUACAAUUAUAUUUGAUCCUCAUGCACAUCGUGUCAUAGAAAAACCAACAUCGUACCUGGAUACAAUGAUCCAUCUUCUGAAGGCGAGCAUUGGAGCAGGUAUUCUGUGCAUGCCGGACGCCGUGCGACGUCUGGGUUUAAUUAAUGGCGUUAUUGCUAUUCCUGCUAUUGGAUUCUUCGCGACUUACUGCAUCCAGCUACUGAUCAUAGCACAGUACAAAAUAUGCCAACGAGAAAAGAGAGGUUAUAUGGCAUACCCGAAAUCCAUGCUAUUUGCACUACAAUCUGGACCACCGUGUUUACGAUGGAGUGCAAAAUUAGUUUAUUAUUUUGUAGACAUAGUGCUAGUUACAUGGCAACUCGGGAUAUGCGUUAUAUAUUUUGUAUUCGUCGCGGAAAAUCUUAAGCAGGUUUGCGACCACUACAAUCUUUUUGAAGCGUCGUUGAGGCUGCAUCUGUGUUUAAUCCUUGGACCACUUAUCUUAAUAAAUUUAAUCAAAGAUCUGAAAAUGAUGACACCCAUGUCCACUGUUUCCAACAUAGUGACAAUUUUUGGCUUGAUCCUGGUAUUUUUCUAUCUCGUGGAAGAUGACGUUUCGUUGCCUGAUGACGCAUAUGAAUUAAAAAGCCUCGUCGAUAUUCCAGUGUUCAUUGGAAUCACUCUAUUUGCUCUCGAAGCUGUAGGAGUGAUUUUGGCAUUGGAAUAUAAUAUGGACUGUCCAAAGAAGUUCACCGGAAUUUGUGGGUUGUUCAAUUUAGGCAUGAUAGUUAUUAUGAUUCUGUACACGCUGGUGGGUGUGUUUGGGUACCUCAAGUACGGCAACAACAUAAAGGCAUCCAUCACACUAAAUCUGCCUUCAGACCAAAAAAAAGCUCAAGUAGCCAAAGUGCUGUUCGGGAUUGCAAUCUUUCUGUCGUUUCCACUGCAAAACUUCGUUGCAUACGCGAUCACGUGGCGCAAGAUUAAAAAGAAAAUUUCAGAAAAACGCUCCCUCUUUGUCGACUAUUUGUUAAGAAUAGUUCUGGUUCUUAUACCCUUUGCUGUCGCGGUGGCGGUCCCAACACUGGGUCCUUUCAUAUCGCUUUUCGGUGCCCUGUGCCUGUCUCUACUCGCGAUCGUAUUCCCCGGAUUGAUCGACGCUUGCGUCUGGUACCCGACCACUUACGGUGUGUUCAAAUAUAAACUGUUUCGCGACAUUACAAUAAUUUUAGUAGGCAUGUUCGCCUUAAUCUCUGGCUGUUACACUAGCAUAAUGGAAAUCAUUCAAGACUUUUAACAUUGGCCGGUCGUCUUGAAGAGUUAAUAAUAAUAAAAACUAACUUUUAUUAUGGACUUUUUUGGUCCAUUAAAUAUUUAUUAGUAACAAUAUUCUUAAAAACUAAUGUUAGUAAAUUUACAUACACAAUACACACACACAUAAUAUAUUAUAGUAUACAGAUAAUCACCGCUGUACAAUUCCAUUGGAGAUUGCGCAGCAGUGAUUAACGUACACACAGUGCAGCCUGCUUGCUAUCAAACUCAGGGCGCUGUUGGCGCUGGCACGUACUCUGAGUACUAGGGAUGUGCUCUUUUUCCGCAUCGUGGCAUAAAAACAAUCAACACGAUGCUCUGCGAACAUCCCCGACGCGCUAUAGAAUCGUGGCAGCCCCAUCAACACCCUGACGGCUUUAUUAUAUUGGAUACGGAGGUUGCUGUAGGAUUUUUGAGUAUAUACAGCUCACAGGUUGCACGCAUAGAAUAAUGUGCAAUAUGAUAUAAAUAAUGUAGUUUUAAUAAAUAAUGUCGGUCAUAAAUGACAAGGUAAAGGAUUUUCUUAAAAAGAUUUUUUUAUACAACUUAGAAUGGCAAACAAGCUGACGGCCCACCUGAUGGAAAGUGGUAACCGUCGCCUAUAGACAUGAGCAGUACCAUGGACAUAACAGAGUAUACUGUUUCCCCCAUGGUACCCCCCAUGCGUUGCCAUUCCUGAGGACUCAGGUUUUAUUCCUCUGUACCAUGUAAAUUCACGCCAUAUUCCACCCUUCAAACCGAAACACAGCCAUGCAAACAUAACUACUUCACGGUAGAAACACGAAUGGAACAGCGGCACCCAAGCAAUCGACUUUUGUACAAAGUCGAUACGUUAACGCUUUAUGUUUUUUUUUUCUAACUAUUCCUUAACGUGAGGACUGACUACUUUUAAAGGAUAUUACACUAUUCUUUUAUAUAAAUGUACUCAUAAUAUAUCAUCAUCAUUACCAUAUCAGCCUUUCUUUGGUCACUGCUGAUCAUAGGCCUCCCCCAUAGACUACCAUAACAAACGUGGCUGUUCCUUAUUUUAGUUUACCAUUGAGAGGAUUUUUACUCUGUACUAUAUAGAUUUUACUCUGAUUUCAACGCUAUUAUUAUGUAUAUUUAAAAACAAAUUUUAAUUACAGCUUAAUGAAUUAUAAUACUGUAAUAAAAAAUUUUUACAGUCCAGUCGGAUUAUGAAAUGAUAAAAUUAAUAUAAUUUAAAAAUUAUUGGCGUAUAUCGCGUAUAUACGCCAAUAAUUUUUUUUUUAAUUAUUGGCGUAUAUACGCGUGCAUCCUGUAGGCUGUAUAUACUCAAAAAUCCUACAGCGACCUCUGUAUCCAAUAUAAUAACGCGUCCAGGUAUUGAUGAGGCUGCCACGAUUCUGUAUCGCGUCGGGGAUGUUCG